UUAGCAUCCCCAUAAACAAUAUCUUUAGAAAAAGUUAGUGGCGGCAUCAUACUCAACUCAACAGCUUUUUAGGUUAUUCGGCGAAUAACUGAAUUUGUAUUUAUUUUAACUAUUAAAAGAAAAAGACAAAUAACCAAAAAUGGCAGCGGCUAUGCCCAUCAACCCCAAGCCUUUCCUCAACAGUUUGACAGGGAAAUCCGUGCUUGUGAGGCUAAAAUGGGGCCAUGAAUACAAAGGGCUCCUAGUGUCCGCCGAUGGUUACAUGAAUCUGCAGUUAGCUAACACCGAGGAAAUUGUUGACGGCAAAUGCACAGGAAAUCUUGGUGAAGUUCUAAUCAGAUGUAACAAUGUUCUGUACGUGCGAGGGGCAGAAGAAGAGGAUGAAGAGGGGGAAAUGAAAGAAUAACUUUUAGUGUAUAAUUUUUAUAAGUUGUAAUAAGUAUACUAGGGUAUUGGACUUACCGAGAACAUGAAACUGGUAAAAGGAUCUGUAUUGAGAGAGCCAAUGAUAUUUUAUUUGGGUAACUAGACUUUAAUAUACAAAUUCCAAACCUAACAGAAUAAUGGAAUCAAUAAUUUUCUUUAUUAUAAAAGUGUAUUAAGUUAGUCUGGACAUAGGUAUGUUUUCCAUUUGAAUCUAAAUUAAUGAUUUACAUGGAAACAAUCAUGAUUGUUUACAAGACUUGUGAUUACUGAAACUAGUGAUUCUUUUAGAUAGUUUCAUGAACUCUACUCAGUGUUUGUGGCACAUUGCACCAACUGUUGAAUUGAAUUAUUCAAUUUUGUGAUUUUCUUAAAUAAUAAGAAUCUAUUCCAA
Messenger RNA from Cydia splendana, 817 nucleotides. RefSeq names its product small nuclear ribonucleoprotein F (gene SmF). Gene Ontology annotation, cellular component: catalytic step 2 spliceosome; pICln-Sm protein complex; U1 snRNP. The record is from RefSeq and is a predicted model, not a curated record. Gene Ontology annotation, molecular function: RNA binding. Gene Ontology annotation, biological process: mRNA splicing, via spliceosome; spliceosomal snRNP assembly. NCBI's taxonomy places the organism in Eukaryota, Metazoa, Arthropoda, Insecta, Lepidoptera, Tortricidae. Bases 140 to 406 code for a protein of 88 amino acids. The transcript is spliced from 3 exons.